Messenger RNA from Cercospora beticola, 1224 nucleotides. RefSeq lists its product as uncharacterized. The record is from RefSeq and is a predicted model, not a curated record. Lineage: Eukaryota; Fungi; Ascomycota; Dothideomycetes; Mycosphaerellales; Mycosphaerellaceae. Gene Ontology annotation, molecular function: oxidoreductase activity, acting on the CH-OH group of donors, NAD or NADP as acceptor.
CUCGGAUAGAAACGAGGUCGUUUGUAGACGCAUAUAAUUUCAUCCGAACGCAGGAAUUUCGAGCUGAACCACAGCACCUUCCUGCGCAGCAUUUCCGGAGUUUUCAACUGACUCGAAGUCCUUCGCCCUUGCCUUCUUUGAACCUGAAAUUGGAGUCUGGAUUCGGCACCGAACAUCGAAAAUCUCAACCGCAUCAACAUCCCAACGCCCAGUCAAGCACGAUGGGACACCAAGGAAAGACUGUUCUCGUCACUGGCGGAGGCGGAGGAUUGGGCAGAGCCAUUGCAGAGCACUUCAUCUCUCUCGGCUCCAACGUGGUCAUCUGCGAUAUCAACGACAAACUUCUCGACGAUUUCAAGCAAAAGAAUGGGUCCGACAAAGUGCUCGCACUCAAGUCCGACAUUACUUCUGAAGCGGACCUCGAUGAGCUGUUCGCGCAGGCAGAGAAGAAGUUCGGCUCCUUCGACUACAUUGUCAACAGCGCCGGUGUGAUCGACAAAUUCAACCCCGCAGGUGCCAUGGAACUUCCAGAAUGGAAUCGCUGCAUAGGAGUCAACCUGACCGCACCAAUGAUGAUUACAAAGCGUGCAGUAAAUGCAUUCCAGAGAGACAAUAAGAAGGGUUCGAUCGUGAACAUUGCUUCAGUGGCAUCUUUCAAGGGCUUUGCAAAUGGCGCUGCAUACACCGCUUCCAAGGCUGGCCUGAUUGGUCUCACCAAGAACACUGCAGCAUUCUACAGGCUAAAAGGCAUCCGGUGCAAUGCCAUCGCUGCAGGAGCAAUGCAGACAAACAUCGGCAACCACCUCGCGAAUGGUGACUUCAACAUGGAGGGCAUGAACGUGAUGAAGAAGACUUUCGGUGACUGGGAAGGUGGAUAUGCCGACCUUGCGAAGAUGGCCAAACUCGUGGCAUACCUGUCCUCUGAAGAGGCAGAAAUGAUCAACGGCGCUCUCGUGACUGCAGACGGAGGCAUCACCGCAGCAUAGGCUAUUGAGAUCUAGUUGAAGCAUGCAGGCUGGCCUGCUAGUGCUUACUGCCAGAGCCCGAACGCGAACUCAUGUCGAUGGAAACUCAGCUCGCUUGCCUGCUCAUGUCUCGGCUAGAGCACAGAACAGCAGGGGAGCUGUUCUCCUCGACGCCACGUCCUAUUUAGAGCAUACUAAAGCAGCGAUGGAUGCGAUACAGUGCAGCAUUCCGAACAAAAGCCACAUUCCAGCAGCGCCC